Trichoderma atroviride IMI 206040 is the source of this 1365-nucleotide messenger RNA. Lineage: Eukaryota; Fungi; Ascomycota; Sordariomycetes; Hypocreales; Hypocreaceae. The record is from RefSeq and is a predicted model, not a curated record.
AUGGUUGCUCAGCCGCUCAACCCAGAUGCCAAUGAAUUUAAAUUCGUUCCAAUUAAAGGCCCCUGUAACAAACAGGACCGUGUCGCGAAUCGCUCCGCCAAGUCACAUGCCGUUAAGCAUGCCCUCAAGGCGAAGCGGUUACUCGAACAAGAGUCAAAAUGCAACUUUCGAGUGACACUUUUGAAGAAAGAGCGUACUACGCUGAUUAAUAAGUCACGUUUUGCGAAGCCUCCAGCAUUGGUAUCGUCUUUAUCUCUAAGCGUGAUUGAUCCGUUUGGUACGCUUCCUGUGGACAACUCGCGGCUACAAAUGCUACUGGAUGAUAGUAGAGCUAGGAAGGCCUCUGAACCAGUUUUUAGUAUUACAGAGGACCUCGCAUUCCAAAAUUUCCACACGGUCUUCCGUACGGGCUUAACUGACCCUGCCCUUGCGAAUGCCGUUAUGCUGUCGCUAUUGUUUGCAGUAACGGAGGGAAACUUGGAUACCGAAUGCCUCAAAUACAAGGUUUGUGCUAUCGCUUAUAUUCGGGACAAAGUGGCCUACGCCAAAGAGGCCGCGUCAGAGUCCACAAUUGGAGCCAUUCUCCUACUAGUGGGUGUAGAGGCUCAACUGGGAAUGACCUCUCAAGUACAACUCCAUAUGGAAGCAGUGAGACAGCUACUUGAAAUUUCUCGCAGCCAAGGACAUAGGCAGGAUUUGAAUGCGUCAAUUCUGUCUGGUUCAGAUCGAAUUGUUGACCACACUACCUUCUCAGAACUACUCUGGCAACGAGACUCAUUUACGCCCAGUUUCUACCAGCUUCCUUCGGGAUUUCAGCAAAUAUCACAUUUGCUAAGUGACGCUUUCAUAGAAGUCCUUGAAGAUCUGCAUGCAUUGCAAUGUAUACGGAACUGGUCGAGUUAUAAAAAGGGCGAUCCUUUUAUCAUGGCUUAUAUAAACAACCAUACAGCCUCUAUUCAGUCAAGGAUUGGGAAUUUGGUAAAAACUUCUCCCAUGCUCAAAUGCUGUUAUAUCGCAGCAUAUAUAUGUUCUAUUAUGUUAUGUUGUCACGUUUGGUGCACUCUAUCCAUUCCAUCUUACUUAUCUUCACAGCUCCUUGAUGAACUUCAAAGGGCUGAACAAGAUGCCAUAUGGAACGAAAAUCCCGACAUGCUGCUUUGGCUCCAGUAUAUUGGCGGCACAUUCGCUUCUCCUGGACCUAUUCGAUCCAUGUAUAUUGAGCUUCUGCGGAGGAAUCUAGCCACAAGAUUUUCCAUAGGCUGUGAUGCCCGUUCAAAGAUACUAGAGAUUAUGAGAAACUUCAUUUGGUCGGACCUAGCUUUCAUUUCGGAGGCAUCCAUGUUUUGGGAGGAGGUGGCCUAUUGA